AGUCGACGUUCCUGGUCAGGUCCGUACUUCCGAUCCCUUCUCUCUCUCUCUCUCUCUCUCUACAUUCUCUCGCUUCAGUCUCCAUCGAUUCUACGCAAAUCCGAAGAGCCGCGUCUUCCCUUUCUGCUGACUGUCUGUGAAUCCUUUUUUCUUCAACUCUCCCGCGGAAGAGUCGAGCAAGAAAUUUGUCGGAAAGUGAGACCCAGCUGGAGCUGCUCGGCCGUGAUAAUCGGAACUUCGGUUCUCCGAUGAUGGUCUCGAAUUGCUGCUGCUGCCGCUGCCUCCGACGAUGAUGGACCUAGUCUCCGGCAGAUUCGGCCGCUACUUUCCUUGCCUCGCUGAUCCCGCUCGGAGAUCUUCAAUCGGUCUGAAAGCGGCGUUGGUGGCGCUUCAUCUUGUAUAUGCCGGUGUUCUCUUUUUGUGCGAUGCAGACUUGAUACAGAAGACAAAGAGAGAGCCAUGGUACACUGCCUUAUAUGUGGCUCUCUUUGUUGUGACAUUAAUUCAGUAUUUUGUAACCGCCGGUUCCUCUCCCGGUUUUGUUAUUGAUGCUAUGAGAGCCAUUAAUGAAGCAGACACACUGUUUGGAACGAUAGGGGUUGCCAAACAUGCAGCUUCGAGCAAAAAUGGAAGCUUAAAUCUUACGGUAGACAGCAGUCAAUCGGCAAGAAGUGGUUCAACUUCUUGGUCCAAGGUGGUGAUGGAAUUGUACCCUCCUGGAACUCAGAUUAGAACUUUCACAUGCGGAUACUGUAGCAUAGAACAGCCUCCACGGGCAAAACAUUGUCACGACUGCGAUAAAUGCGUUCUUCAAUUUGAUCACCACUGCGUUUGGUUGGGAACAUGCAUUGGACAGCGAAACCAUUGCCGGUUUUGGUGGUACCUAUGUGAAGAGACAGCUUUGGGUCUGUGGACUGUUAUCCUCUACUGUUCAUACUUGAAGACCAGCAUAGCUCGGGCCUGGUGGAGGGAUGUCAUAAUGAUACUGCUGCUCAUUACCCUGAUUAUCGCCCUCAUCUUCCUGCUGCUCCUGUUGCUCUUCCACAGCUACCUUAUUCUGACAAAUCAGACCACCUAUGAACUCGUAAGGCGCAGACGCAUUCCUUAUCUUCGGAGUGUCCCUGAGAGAGUGUACCCAUUUAGUCAAGGAAUCUGCAGAAAUCUCUACAACUUCUGCUGUGCCCGCACCAGCAUCACUGAUCUGGAACGGCUCCCCACGGCACUGGAGAUUGAGGAAAAGUCGAGGCCGUACACAUGCUGUGAUUUUCUAACCUGCCGCUGCUGCUGAACUUGGGGGCGUUCUUGUCAUUUUACCAUUCAACGGCUCCUCUCCUCAUUCCACAAUGCCUGUCAUUUUCAUGUGAUUGCUCCUGAUUCUUUCGUUAUUUCGGCAUGCAAGAUCGAUCUGCUUGUGGAAUUCCCAUCAGGGCCAUGGAAGAUUCGAUUCAUUGUUGUUGCGGUGUCAUUUUUUCUGUUGGGCACAGUAAGAGUGAGGAUUUUAUUAUGUGUGGGCUCUUCCUCUAGGCCUUGGAUGUAUUAUUACUUAUCUCAUGCCGUUCCAACUGGUAAGUGAAGUUUCAAUAGUGUUAGUUUUGCUUGAUUCCUUGAAGAUUCUAAGACCAAGACGCUCUGUCGGAUGUAGAUCACUGGGUCGUAGCCGUUGAUUUAUUAGAUGAUACCCGUGUUACGGUAUUAUUGACAUU
Messenger RNA from Punica granatum (pomegranate), 1703 nucleotides. The record is from RefSeq and is a predicted model, not a curated record. Lineage: Eukaryota; Viridiplantae; Streptophyta; Magnoliopsida; Myrtales; Lythraceae.